UCUCCCUCGCUGAGUGUCUACUGUGGAUAAUUCAAAGUAAUGAAUCACAGCAAUUACAGUGAUUAUAAGGACGCCACAGCGUUGAAUGAUCUUCCCGUGGAUCAUGACGCUCUCAGCACGCCACCUUCCGGGGAUCAUGUCGCUCUCAGCACGCCACCUUCUGCUGAAGCAGAAUUACCACCUCGCAAAUUCUUAUGGCUAAUCCCUUUGGCACCCCACGUCCACCCUAUCAAACUGUUAGCUUUCAUUAUCUCCACAUUUGCCGGUCUAGCACUCAUUGUGUAUCUGUCCAUGUCACAAACCUACGUUCUCACCACCAUCCUCGCUAUAUCCGCCAAUACCGGUGAUAUCACCGGUUCUCUCGCUUUGUAUGGUGAAAUCGUCUCGGUCAUUGCCGUCGUCCUGUGGGGCGUGGUAUCCGACCGUGUGCAGAAAAGAACCAUCAUCACCUUCUCUCUGAUGUUAAUGGGUAUCGUCAAUAUCGCUUAUCCUCACGUGAAAGACGUUUACCCCGACAUGUUGAUGCUGAAACUCAUCUUCUCGGCCGGUACAGCUGGUAUGACGGCCAUGAUGGCCGCCAUGAUGAUGGAAGUCGUCCAUGGUUCCGGUGGCUACGUUGCUGCUCUGAUCGGUGCCAGUUGUGGUCUCGGUGCUGUGUUUGCCGCUCUUUUCUUGGGUCGAACUCACGUGCUUCUUGCCCAUAAAUUGGGUUACGCCAAUGACGGUAUCAUUCUCUCGUUCUCGACGGUCGGUGCGUGCACGAUCUUUGUUGCUUUCCUUCUUUGGUUCUUCAUGCCCGGCCGGCCUCCGGCUAGUUACUAUACCAAUGGUGUACCUCCUCGUCGGGAGAACUUCUUCAAGCGUCUCUACAUUGGCUUCAAAGCGGCCAAGGAACCCCGCAUUGCUCUCGGUUUCGUCACCAGUUUCUUUGCCCGUGCAGAUGAAAUCAUUAUCACCAAUUUUAUUACCCUCUGGAUCAACCAGUACUACAUUGACCAAGGCACAUGUCAAGUCGGUAGACCCUGUUAUCAAGCCAUGGGUACCUCGUCCACGUUGACCGGUAUCAGUCAAGCCGUCGCCCUGGUAUCCACUCCCUUCUUUGGCGCAGCCAGUGAACAUUUCCCGCGUGAAUUUGCUGUUGUUGCCGCCGGUAUCAUUGGUGCUUGCGGUUGUAUACCUUUUGCCUUUUCCAUUGAUCCUACCUCCAACGCGUGCAUGGCAUUUGUCGUUUUGCUAGCCAUAGGUCAAUUCGGUAUGAUCACUUCCGGUAUGGCACUUAUUAACGGCCCCUACGUUGCUCCGGAGCAUCGUGGUAGUGUCGCCGGUGCAUAUUCCUUCUGUGGUGCCAUUGGUAUCAUUAUCAUUUCCAAGAUCGGCGGUGUCCUCUUUGACAAGUGGAUGAAGGGUGCUCCUUUCUUGUUGCUUGGCAUUGGCCACUGUAUCGUUACUGUAUUAUGUAUCAUCGAAUACGCGGCAAGACUCUUCAAGGAGAGACGCCAAAGAAGAGCACUUCAACAAUUAUAAUAUUUCUCUUCCUUCAUACAUGAACUUGUAUCUAUAGUCAUUGCUCCCAUCUCCGUCAUGUUCUUCUCUUUUUGUUUUUUACCAUCGUUUAGUUUUUCUACUUUCCUACGAAGGGUUUGAUAUCCUCACCUUUUUCAUCCUAAUGAAUAAAUCCCAGUUUAUGAUAUCACUGUUUUCAAUUGCAUUCACACAUGAUACCUUUUUUUUUCACUUCGUUACCCGUCAAUAAAACGGGAAUUUCGGUUUC
Radiomyces spectabilis is the source of this 1771-nucleotide messenger RNA. Its product is annotated as major facilitator superfamily domain-containing protein. The record is from RefSeq and is a predicted model, not a curated record. NCBI's taxonomy places the organism in Eukaryota, Fungi, Mucoromycota, Mucoromycetes, Mucorales, Radiomycetaceae. Gene Ontology annotation, molecular function: transmembrane transporter activity. The transcript has 2 exons. Gene Ontology annotation, biological process: transmembrane transport. Bases 40 to 1524 code for a protein of 494 amino acids.